ACGAGUGGAAAAAAUAAAAACAGGACAGUGGCCUAUCCUCCUAGGCCUUCCUAUCGUUCGUACAAAAUAUUGUAUUUAAUUUAUUUUGUGACAAGGAACAAUGAUGUGAAGCAGAUUAGUCGCCCAUACCAUUAAUUACCGCCAUGUUUACUUCUUCUGGCUAUUUCCGAGGGGUAAAUUGUCCAUUCUAUAUCCAAGGCCGCGGCAUGUGUCGUCGGCCUUACUGUCACUUUAGGCACGUUCGAAGUUCCAAAGAAAUCUCUAAUGUUUGUCUAAAACCUGCUGAAAACGUCAGUGGCAAUGGAUGCUCAUAUGUGGCAACACCAUUGGCUAAUUGUCCCAAGAAAGGAGAAGCAAGUGAAAUCAAGGACAGUACACCAUCUUCAAGCAGUACUGUGCAGUACAAAGCAACUCCAAUACAAAAAGAUAAUUCUUCUGAAAUCAAAACUGCAAAUUCUUCUGAGGUGUCCUAUACCUACAAAGCCACAAGUCUAUAUGGUCAUUUUGGCAGUACUGAAUCCGUUUCUGACUUUAUAGUACCGGAGACAGAUGUUCCUGCAGACACUUCCAUCCCUGCAGAACUCCAAGAAAACAAUCCCACAAUCCCAGAAAAGAAUACCAAAUUCCUUAGAAGACCCUAUUCUCUACCAAACCCUGAAAAACACCUUGAUGAUGAAGAUAAUGUGUAUCAUUCAAAAAGAUAUUCUUUAGACAGCUUGGUUUCCACUGAUGUCAGUGAUAGUGAAUAUGACCCAAUUGUAGUGAAAGCAGCAUUUAAUAAAAAUGAAUAUGAGGAAAAAGACAAAUUUUCAAGUGAUGGCCAGUUUGUGUAUCAUGCAACAAAAAAAGAUACACAAGCGACCCAUAAAUAUGAAUCAACUCCAUCUUCUUCAGACAAUGAACUGACAUAUGACCCAGUUAAGAAUUAUUCUGCAAGCGCUUUGAUUGGAAAAGAUAGCAUGGCUUUUCCCUUGAUUGAAUGCGAAAAAUCAAGUAAAAGGGCUGCUGUAGAAGAUGAUGCGCAAAUACCCCACAAAAAAUCAAAAGCAAAUGAAGUCAUGAAAUUGAAUGAUGCACAGUUUAGCUCUGAUGAAGAGGAUGCGCCAAGCAAAGUAGAAAAUAAAAAUGAGGAAGGUAUCAAAGAUGAGAACAUGGAAACCAAUAAUGAAGAAAAACAUGUUCAAACAAAACCUAAGAUUUCCUCAGAAGAGUUAGCUGAAUUUUAUCAGAAACGUAUAGAUUCAAAAACCACCACACAAAAAGUUAAAAGAGCUAAGUCAUUCAGUGAAAUGAUCUCGGAGAAAAAUAAGGACAAACCUGCUAAAACAAAGUCUGAGAUCUCAGAGGAAAAGAGUGUUCAACAAGGAAUGCUCUCGCAGAUAAAGACAAACAAAACUGGUGAAACAAAACUUGAGACUCCAAAUGUGAAGUUGGAUGAAUUUAUUGACAAACUGAAGGUUGACAAAACUUCUACAAAGAAAGAUAAAUUAUCAAAGUUACAUAGUCAAAGGACCUCUGUGAAAAACAAUCAAAAGAAAAGUGAAGCAAUUGACAAGACGAUAAAAUCAGAGAAAAUCUCUGUGACUAAAGUGUUGAAAAAGAAAGGAGACUCAGAUAAGCUACAAAAAAAGCUAAUCAAAGAUUCCCCAAAAACAUCUAAGAGCUCAGUAUUGAAAUCAAAUAAACCUUCAAACGAUGGAAAAUCUGAAUCAUGUGAAACUUUGGAUCAAGCGUCAAAAAGGGAUGAUUCAAAAACAGCUACUGAAUCAAAACAGUUGAAAGUAAAAUCUAAAGACAUUUCUUCAAAUUCAAACAUUUUUGAUAAAUUGAAAUCAUGUGAUUUAAAAUCAGGUAAACAGAAUGUUUCAAAAUCUAAAAGUUCUUUAGUACACGAAAACAAUGGUAAAUUUAGUACUUCAGAAAAAUGUAGUCAAAAGGCAUUGGAAAAUGGGAAUUUUAUUGAUUUAACUAUUAGCAGUGAUGAAAGUCAGAAAGAAAAAGGUGAUAAAAUAUUGAAACAUGUCAAGGUUGUUGAAAGUAUGCCAGUGUUAAGUUCAAAAAAAGAUAUCUACAGUCCAUCAUCCAGUAGUGAAGAAACAAAGAAAAAGCAUGGAAUUAAACAAAAGAAGGUUAGUAAAAGCAAACCCGCAAAGAAAGAUGUCUAUAGCCUGUCAUCCAGUAGUGAAGAAUCUAAAUUGUUGCCAAAGAUACGCAAAAGGAAAAUAAGCAUUGAGCUGUUUGGUGAAGAUUCAGAUGAAGAAAUAGGAAUUGUAAAGCGAAAGAAGAUGGAGACUUCCACAAUAAUGACCAAUAAUGCGCACACUGCUAAGAAUGUUAUUGAAGAAGCCAUAAACAACAAAAAAUAUUCUAAAGACAAGACCAGGCAUCAAGAAAAACAGACUUUAAAAACUUGCUCAAAAGUGUCGGGAAAGACUACAACUAGCAAAGCAUUGCCACACACUCCGAGAACAAAUAAAAAUGAAAGGAAUAUUACAACAGAUAGUGAUUCAUCAACCGAUGGUCCUGACAUAGAUAAUGUUGACAUAUCUCUUAUUGACAGUUCUGAUAUUGCAAGUGACCUCACAGAUUUUGAGACAGAUACAUAUGAAGAAUGUUUGAGGAUUUUUAACGAAGAAACUCAAUUUAAAACUGAAGAAACUCCGGACAUUAAAAUGGAAAUCUCAUGUGAUUUGGUGGAUGCUUCAAGAACCGGUCGUAAAAGACAAGCCCAUGUUUCGAGGCAUGGUGAGAUGAGGCCUGAAAUUAAACGUCGUAUUGCUGUUCCAAGCCCAGCCCAGGUUUGUCACAAUCGCUACCUAAAACUCCAGAAGCUACUCGCCAGUAAAACUGCAGAUUCAUUGGAACCAAAGCCAUCACUUGCUCAGAGGCGACAAGCACAUCUGCCCAGUAGGGCUCCUCAAUCAGUUCAGUCAACUACAAAGAAGGUGGCACCAACACCACAUAUCAGCACAUCUAAGACUUCAACUGAUCGUUCAAGGAUUGUUGACAAGAGAGCUGUCACUCCUUCCAGUAACAAACAGAGCUCUAACUGGGUGACUAUUGCAGGAACAGCUGAUAAAACGUCCAAAAGAUUAGCUCACAUACCCAAAACUAAGGCUAGCAAAAGACCUCUUGUUCCAGUAGAGUAUGGUAAACAUAUACCAAAUGUUGUGCGCCAGCGAUAUCUAUCAAUAUUCAUUGACGAACUCCUGAAGAUAGGGAUUGAAGAGCAACAUGCAUUUGAAAAGGCUUUGGAAGAAGAGAAGGUGGCAUGCGAGAAAGCCUCAUCUAAAAACGUAUAUUUGAAUGUCUGUAUUAACACUGUAAAAAGGAUAAGGACAAUGAACUGUAGAAACUCUAAAGGAAGUCUGUCUGUGUCCCCCAAGAAAACUGUGUCACAUUUGGCGAACAUUGGAGGCAAACUUGCAGCAAAAACAAGCUUCAGUUUUGAAGAGAGGAUAAUGGCAGAUCCAUCAAAACUCGGAGGUUUAGCUUUAUAUAACAAGUUGAAGAAAUACAUGAUGUCAGAACAAGAACUGAAGGACAAUGGUUACCCUAGAUCGGACCCAGACAGAUCAGGCAAGGCUAUCGUCUACAAUGAAGAAAAGAAAGCUGUCAGGUCUUCAGAUCCAAAUCAUAACAUAUGUACACGAUGUGGCAAAGCAUUUUUACGCAGACCCAAUGGAAGCUACAUAACGAAAGAGGAAUGUGUAUAUCAUUGGGGGAAGCUUUGGAAAAGAAGAAUUGCUGGCAGUCUUGAGUGUCGAUACACUUGUUGCUCGGGCGAUGGAGAAGCCACAGGAUGCUGUGUUGCCAAGUUACACGUUACCGAUGACAAGUGUGGUAACUUUGAGGGUUUCAUGAAAACUAUUGCAAAGUCACCAUUACCGAAUCAAAGUCCAGGAGUGUUUGCAGUUGACUGUGAAAUGUGUUACACUAACAAGGGUCUGGAGUUAACAAGAGUUACAGUGAUUGGAGAAGAAAUGCAGAAAGUUUACGAUAGUCUAGUUAAACCAAGCAACCCAGUAAUCGACCACAACUCUAGAUUCAGUGGGAUUACAGAAGACGAUAUGAAGUCUGUUACUACAACCAUACGUGAUGUUCAAGCGGUGUUACUUAGUCUGUUUAGUGCUCAGACGAUUCUCUUAGGACACAGUUUAGAAAGUGACCUGUUAGCUCUCAAGCUUAUCCACAGUACCGUAAUCGAUACAGCCAUUGUGUUCCCUCAUCGACGAGGGCCUCCUUUCAAAAAAGCUCUCCGAACAUUGAUGGCUGAUUGUCUGAACAAGAUAAUACAAAAUAAUGUUGAUGGACAUGACAGUACAGAGGAUGCCAAAUCCUGCCUGCAACUCAUGUUAUGGAAAAUAAAGGAAGACACUAAAAUUAAGGCACAUUCUUAAAAUAUUGAUAACGAAUGAACACAAUUAUCAGCAAUUAAGUUUUCAUUGUGUACUUAAUUGUUUUAUUUGGCAUUGUAUAUUCUACCAUAGAGAAAUGAUUACACACUGUUACUGCAGGCACUGCUAAAGCAUCCUUUAUGAAGGAAGCUGGUAUUUUAGCUAUUUCUUGGAAAAUGGCAUUUUUACUUCGAAGAUGAAAACUAAUUCCACUGGGCAGACAUUGAUAUUUACAUUAUCGUCAUAGAUGUUGGAAUCAGCUUUGGUAUCGUGAUAAAAAAAAAAUGAUCUACACAGUUUAUGUCGUCACCUAGAUGGUGGUGUGGAGAGAGAGAAUAUAUCCAAUGUGUACUAAUUGUGGCGUAAAAUCAGGGGUGAAUGCGUAAUAUUUCAAAUGUUUUGUAGGGUAUAUGCACCAAAUCAGAAUAAAUAAGUUGGGAGCAAUAAUGAGGGGGCUAGAGCUUUUUUUUUUUUUUUUUCUUU
This is a messenger RNA of Anneissia japonica, 4880 nucleotides long. RefSeq names its product RNA exonuclease 1 homolog. The record is from RefSeq and is a predicted model, not a curated record. Gene Ontology annotation, cellular component: nucleus. Gene Ontology annotation, molecular function: nucleic acid binding; exonuclease activity; metal ion binding. The coding region runs from base 144 to 4400 and encodes 1418 amino acids. The transcript has 14 exons. Lineage: Eukaryota; Metazoa; Echinodermata; Crinoidea; Comatulida; Comatulidae.